ACACUAUUGCUGUACCUUCCCUUUGCAAUAAUAAUAUUAAAUUAACCUUUUUUCUUCUUUUACCAGAAUUUGUAAUAAUAUUCUGUGAAAUUUGUAGAAGACGAUAUUCAAUAACCAAUAAUCCAAGAAAUCAUAAAAGAUCCAAAUAAUGGUGGAAGUGAAAGCGGAAGUGGAAGUGGAAGAUCAGCAGAGCCCAGUUUCAGAUCAAGAUGGUGACAAUGAUGUUGUCACUGAAGGUGCCUCGGUUGUGCAUGGAGAACCUCCCCAAGAAGAAAGUGGGCCCCCUGAAGUAGAAUCGGAAGUGGAAGUUCUUCAUGAUAAAGUGACGAAGCAAAUUAUGAAGGAAGGCCAUGGUCAGAAGAAGCCAUCGAAAUAUUCGACUUGCUUCUUGCAUUAUAGGGCAUGGACUGAAAGCACCCAACACAAGUUUGAAGAUACAUGGCAUGAACAACAACCCCUUGAGAUUGUCCUAGGAAAAGAGAAAAAAGAAAUGACCGGGUUGGCUAUUGGCAUUUCCAGCAUGACAGCUGGUGAACGUGCACUGCUGCGUGUCGGUUGUGAACUAGGCUAUGGAAAAGAAGGGAGCUUUUCUUUUCCAAACGUUCCUCCAAUGGCAGAUAUUGUGUAUGAAGUUGAAUUGAUCGGCUUCGAUGAAACCAAAGAAGGGAAAGCUCGUGGUGACAUGACAGUAGAGGAGAGAAUCGGUGCAGCAGAUAGAAGAAAGAUGGAUGGGAAUUUAUUAUUUAAGGAGGAAAAAUUGGAGGAGGCAAUGCAACAGUAUGAAAUGGCUAUAGCAUAUAUGGGAGACGACUUCAUGUUCCAGCUGUACGGUAAGUACCGUGACAUGGCAUUGGCAGUAAAAAAUCCCUGCCACCUCAACAUGGCAGCGUGCCUGAUAAAGCUCGAGCGCUACGAUGAAGCCAUUGCACAAUGUGGCAUUGUUUUGGUUGAGGAUGAAAGUAAUGUGAAAGCACUGUUUAGACGAGGCAAAGCUAGAGCAGUACUAGGGCAAACUGAUGCUGCUCGAGAAGAUUUUCUCAAGGCGCGUAAAUAUGCCCCACAAGACAAAGCAAUUGCAAAGGAGCUGCGUUUAUUGGCAGAAGACGACAAAGCUGUUUAUCAUAAGCAGAAGGAGCUCUACAAAGGGCUGUUUGCACAAAGGCCAGAUCCUAAACCGGAGCCGAAAAAUUGGCUGAUUUUGAUUUGGCAAUGGCUACUGUCUGUAUUUUAUUCCCUUCUGAGGCGACACAGGCAGAAAGCUGACUGAUUUCGUACCGCACUUUCUCCGUUUUUGUUGCGUAAGCGUACUUCAUCUUACUGUUGUAUGUUGAUGGGAAUCCCUUUUGUCAGCCUGCUGUUGAUUAGCUUACUGUUUAGCUUGUAAAAUGUUUGGUUCCUCAUAUCUGCAUUUAGUAUGAAAUUUGUCACAACCUAGUACUACUACUACUAAAUGUGAUUUCUUUAUAACAUUCUUGAUUUAACACUAGGUCAA
This is a messenger RNA of Erythranthe guttata (spotted monkey flower), 1492 nucleotides long. RefSeq names its product FKBP-type peptidyl-prolyl cis-trans isomerase family protein (gene TWD1). The record is from RefSeq and is a predicted model, not a curated record. Lineage: Eukaryota; Viridiplantae; Streptophyta; Magnoliopsida; Lamiales; Phrymaceae. Gene Ontology annotation, molecular function: protein binding; peptidyl-prolyl cis-trans isomerase activity.